Lipotes vexillifer (Yangtze River dolphin) is the source of this 1013-nucleotide messenger RNA. It is a transcript of the gene VCF1, whose product is annotated as VCP nuclear cofactor family member 1. The record is from RefSeq and is a predicted model, not a curated record. NCBI's taxonomy places the organism in Eukaryota, Metazoa, Chordata, Mammalia, Artiodactyla, Lipotidae.
GCCGGGGUCGCGCCACUGCGCAGCCGCGGGUGGGCGGUACCACGGCGGCUGCGACAUGGGGGGGCGCGGAGCAGACGCCGGAAGUAGAGGUGGUACGGGUCCCACAGAGGGGUACUCACCGCCGGCCGCUUCCACCGGAGCCGCUGUGAGAGCCAAGGACCGGAACACAACACCCUCUGUUUUCUCUGUUCGCGGAGCGGCGCCGCGUCGCUCGCCUCCAUCAGCUAACAUGAGCGAGCGCCUCCGCCCCAGGAAAAGGAGAAGGAAUGGCAGCGAAGAAGACCACCAUCUCCCCCCACAGACUAAAAGGAGUAGCAGGAACCCUGUCUUUCACGAUUCCUGGGACACAGAGUCUUCAAGCAGCGACAGUGGCGGGAGCAGCGGCAGCAGCAGCAGCAUCAACAGCCCGGACCGGGCCAGCGUGCCGGAGAGCGGCUCAAGCCACCCCACCGCCCGGUCCAGCCCCCACGGCCCGCAGCCCGCGCCCGCGCCGUCCACGCUGUGCCAAAGCCCGUACUUCCACAUCAACCAGACCCUGAAGGAGGCCCACUUUCACAGCCUGCAGCACCGAGGACGGCCUCCCACAUGAUGUGCCGGCACUUUCUUGCCUUCUGUGAAGGGACCGCGCUGCGCAGAUUUGAUAUUUCAACUUAACGAUGUUUUAAAAAAAAUUGCACAAAAAGAUGCCUGUUGGCUUUUCAGUCUAUAUUUGAAAUAACAGGUUAACAGGCCAUUGUUUACUUGUGGUUUUGCUGCACUAUUGCGAUUUCAAAGGGGCUUUGAAGCUGUUUUUUAUAGGAUUCUUUUGAGGGUGGGUAUCAAAUCCAGGGCAAGUCAACAGUAGGAGGAAACCUCAUCUGCGUGUUGAAUCCAUAGUUUGUCCAAGUCAGACUGAUUUCCAGAUCUGUCACUUAGAAAUUCUACUUUCUGUAAAAAGGCCUUUUCAUUUUGCCGGAUCUUCAAUUUUUUAAAUUCAAUAAACUAGUAAAGAGUAUCUACUUUCCAUGAAAAAA